Oncorhynchus nerka (sockeye salmon) is the source of this 1009-nucleotide messenger RNA. RefSeq names its product serine/threonine-protein kinase VRK1-like. Gene Ontology annotation, cellular component: cytoplasm; nucleus. Gene Ontology annotation, biological process: peptidyl-serine phosphorylation; signal transduction. The transcript is spliced from 11 exons. The coding region runs from base 1 to 972 and encodes 323 amino acids. Gene Ontology annotation, molecular function: ATP binding; protein serine/threonine kinase activity. The record is from RefSeq and is a predicted model, not a curated record. Lineage: Eukaryota; Metazoa; Chordata; Actinopteri; Salmoniformes; Salmonidae.
AUGGCCUCUCAGCUCAUACUUUGCAGGCUAGAAGUGAGUAUUGCCUGCACCCCUACCAGACAGUUUUACACAGAGAAGAAGCGAUGGAGACUGGGCAGAAUAAUUGGUCAAGGAGGCUUUGAAUUGAUCUACCUAGCUUCGCAGGAAGUGGACACACCUGUUGGGGAGGACUCUAAUUUUCUCAUUAAAGUGGAUUACCAUGUGGAUUGGCCUCUGUUUUCUGAGCUCAAGUUCCAUCUGAGGGAAACUAAACUUGAGAACAUGCUGAUGUUGAAGGGGAGCAAGAAGCUGGACUUCCUGGGGAUCCCUGCAAACUGGGGAUCAGGACUAGCAGAACACAACAGAACCAGGUACAGGUUCAUGGCGAUGGACCGCCUGGGCAGUGACCUUCAGAAAGUAUGUGAGAGAAAUGGUGACAAGCUAAAGAAACACACAGUGCUACAACUAGGAUGUGUCCUGCUGGAUGUCCUUGAGUAUAUCCAUGACAACGAGUAUGUCCAUGCAGAUGUAAAGAAGGCCAACCUAAUGCUUGGUCACACAGACCCAAACAAGGUUAGCACUAGCGAAUACCUGUCUUACAGGUACAGCCCAGAUGGAGUGCACAAGGAGAACAAGGAAAACCCGAAGAAGGGACACAAAGGAACCGUAGAGUACACCAGCAUUGAUGCUCAACAUGGAGUCGCUCCAUCUAGACGUGGGAACCUGGAGGUGUUGGGCUUCUGUUUGCUCCACUGGCUGUGCUGGGCGCUGCCCUGGGAGGCCAAGACCAGACUCAUGUGUAAUCUACCUGGCUCGGUGCAGCAGCUGUCUGUGGGUGGAGCUUCCACAUAUGAGUUGACCAGGUUCAUACUCCAUGUCAAAGUUAUGGGGUAUAAGCAACGUCCGGAUUACCAGAAGCUGAGAAAGCUGCUGUCCGAGGGGGGACAGAGAGCGAGCAGAGGCCAGAGAAGGCUGGACCGGUCUGGGCUAUGAGGAUAGGUGUCACAUAGUUUCUCCACCAGAGGGUCUG